This is a messenger RNA of Trachymyrmex septentrionalis, 2253 nucleotides long. RefSeq names its product ubiquinone biosynthesis monooxygenase COQ6, mitochondrial (gene Coq6). The coding region runs from base 19 to 1476 and encodes 485 amino acids. The record is from RefSeq and is a predicted model, not a curated record. Gene Ontology annotation, molecular function: oxidoreductase activity, acting on paired donors, with incorporation or reduction of molecular oxygen, NAD(P)H as one donor, and incorporation of one atom of oxygen; FAD binding; 2-octaprenyl-6-methoxyphenol hydroxylase activity. Gene Ontology annotation, cellular component: mitochondrion. NCBI's taxonomy places the organism in Eukaryota, Metazoa, Arthropoda, Insecta, Hymenoptera, Formicidae. The transcript has 8 exons. Gene Ontology annotation, biological process: ubiquinone biosynthetic process.
GCGACUGUCAAGGUACCGAUGUCAACGUGCCGGCUCGUCCUCGCGUCGUUGUCGCGGAAUUGCGAACGUAUCAUCCCCGGCACGACUGUGAUCUCGAAGAAGAGCUACUCGACCAUCGCGGAAAACGAAAAGAUCUAUGAUGUCAUCAUCGCCGGAGGCGGCAUGGUCGGUACGACGUUGGCGUGCGCCAUAGCGAACAAUCAGAGAUUGGCAGAUAAGAAGAUCUUACUUUUAGAAGGUAAUGCUGAACAGGAAUACACACCACAGGAGCAAUAUUCCAACCGAGUGGUCGCGUUGAAUCAACAAACCCGUACUUUAUUAUCCAGCAUAGGAGCAUGGAAACAUAUAGAGGCAGUCCGAUAUUCUCCAGUACGAAAAAUGCAGGUAUGGGAGGCAUGUUCCGAUGCUGUGAUAAUAUUCAACGAGGAUUUGUCGUGCAAAGAAUUGGCCUAUAUAAUUGAGAAUGACCUGUUAUUGCACGCGAUCAACAAGCAGCUUUCUGAGAAAAAAAAUGUUACUUUGAUUUAUAAUUCUAAAGUCGCUAAUAUAAAACUUCUGAAGACGGGAACGGAAUUCGUUACUAUACAGUUGCAGUCUGGAGAGCAAUACAGGACUAGGUUACUGGUGGGUGCCGAUGGUGUUAAUUCCCUGGUGAGGAAGGCGAUGGGUGUGAUUUAUCUCAACUGGCAAUACAAUCAAUUGGGCAUCGUUGCGACUGUCAAGCUGUCUGAGCCCACGGAGAACAUCGUUGCUUGGCAAAGAUUUCUUCCAACGGGACCCAUCGCAUUGCUUCCGUUGACAGAUUCUCUCAGUUCACUCGUAUGGUCCGUAACGAAAGAGAAAGCAAAGGAACUAUUGAAAAUCUCGGAGGAAGAAUUUGUCGACAGAAUAAAUGAGGCGCUGUGGCGAAUUUAUCCGAAGAGCAGCAUCGUCGAGAGCGGGAUGCAAGGAUUCCACUGGUUGCUUACAAGACUUGCCUUAAAGACUAAUACAUCCAAGCAAAUGCCACCUUCCGUGGAGGCAAUUGUCGAGGGAUCGCGGGGAGCAUUUCCCUUAGGUUUCGGUCAUGCCUCGUCUUAUGCUCAGUCAGGCGCGGUGUUGAUCGGGGAUGCUGCACAUCGAGUCCAUCCUUUGGCAGGUCAAGGUGUGAAUCUAGGUUUCGGCGAUGUUACAGAGCUGACGAAAAUCCUCGCCGAGGCCAACGUGAACGGCAGUCAUCUCAAUGAUAUGUACUAUUUGCGGACAUACGAGACACUGAGGCAACGUCACAAUGUACCGAUGAUGCUCGCCAUCGAUGGACUUCAUCGGUUCUAUCAACACACUGCGACACCCAUUGUUCUUGGUAGAAGUCUAGGCUUGCAAUUAGUAGACGCUUUCCCGCCAAUCAAGAAACUUUUAAUGCAACGGGCUGCAGGAAAUAGUAUGUUUAACAAAUCCUUAUCAUACUGGGAUGAGACUAGAAUGUACAGAAUGUAAAUAGUGUAAAGAAUGAUUAAUUUAUUCUGUAUUAUACAUAUAUAUCGUCAAAACCAGAAGUGGUAAAUAGGGUACGAUUAACGCGAUUACUACAAUGCUUUGAAGCAUUUUUUAGUUGGUCAAUUUGUAAAAUUCUUUCUUCUAAUUAGUCCAUCAAAUGCUUCAAAGCAUUUGUAGUAAGACUUUGAUCACCGCCAUAGUUCCAGAUCCGUAAUUAGUUUAUGAACGCUCCGAGAUAAUUAUAUUAAAUUUUUUUUAGUUUUAGAUAUAUGGAUUUUCUGGCAAUCUCCACAUGCAACCUUUUUUCCUUUAGAGGAAACAUAUUUGUGUUUUCUCUAAAACACAUUUAAGUUUCUUGUUAACAUAUUUGUACGCAUAUACAGGGUUUGCCAAGGAUGUGGAAAUUCUGUAAUAAUUUUUGUAAAAAAAGAGAAUACCAGAAAACGGUGAAACACAUACUCCAAUAUUUCAAAAAAAAAGGUACCUUUUGCACGAGUGCUGAUUAAUCAUCUUUUCUAAGUGCGCGAGGGUGGAAGAGGUGAUGAAAAUUUUAAAUGGCAUUAGGAGUCGUGGAGGCUUAUUUGAAAGGCUUUUUGAUGGCGAUCAAGAUGUUGAAAAUUUUAAGUCUGUACUAACGAUCCAAAAUAACAGCUAAAAGUGAAAAUUUUCAUGCAUUUAACAUUACUCAUGAUCGUCUCUCCUCACGCACCUGUGGGUGAUGGUUAAGCAUAUUAAAAAGUGGUUUUUUUGGAACAUCAAAACACGUGUUUCGAAACU